Thlaspi arvense is the source of this 1416-nucleotide messenger RNA. The record is from the annotation of a GenBank genome assembly. Lineage: Eukaryota; Viridiplantae; Streptophyta; Magnoliopsida; Brassicales; Brassicaceae.
AUGGAAAAGGAGAAGGACAAAGCUAGCGAAGCUCGUCUUGUGCAGGUACGGAAUGAGCUUGAUGACUUGAGGGACAAGCUUCAGCCUCUUACAACGAAAUACAAGAACGAGAAGAAGAUAAUUGAUGAGGUUCGGAGGCUAAAACAGAAACGAGAAGAGCUCACAUUUGCUCUACAGGAGGCUGAGAGGCGAUAUGACCUUCCUAGAGCAGCUGAUCUAAGAUAUGGGGCAAUUGAGGAAGUAGAUUCUGCAAUUGCAAAGCUAGAAGAGAGCUCCAAAGAGAAUGUGAUGCUUACAGAAACCGUUGGACCAGAGCACAUUGCUGAAGUAGUGAGCCGAUGGACUGGGAUUCCAGUGACUAGACUUGACCAGAACGAGAAGGAGAGGCUAAUUUCUCUUGCUGAUAGGUUGAGCCAGAGGGUUGUUGGACAAGACCAAGCGGUGAAGGUUGUGGCUGAAGCAAUUCUAAGGUCGAUGGCCGGACUAGGAAGGCCACAACAGCCCACUGGCUCCUUCCUCUUCCUCGGUCCAACUGGUGUCGGCAAAACUGAGCUAGCUAGGGCUCUUGCUGAGCAACUCUUUGACGAUGAAAAACUACUCGUUAGGCUUGAUAUGUCAGAGUAUAUGGAAAAACACUCGGUUACUCGACUCAUCGGGGCACCACCUGGGUACACUGGUCAUGAAGAAGGUGGACAACUAACUGAAGCUGUGAGGAGACGACCUUACUGCGUUGUCCUAUUCGACGAAGUUGACAAGGCCCAUGUUUCCGUAUUCAACACGCUACUUCAAGUGCUAGAAGAUGGGAGGUUAACAGAUUCGCAUGGGAGGACAAGCGAUUUCACAAACCCUGUGAUCAUAAUGACUUCAAACCUUGGCGCUGAGCACCUUCUUUCAGGGAUUUCAGGUAAAGUGACAAUGCAAGAGGCUCGGGACCGCGCGAUGCAAGAAGUGAAAAAACAUUUCAGGCCAGAGCUGCUAAACAGAUUGGAUGAGAUAUUAGUGUUUGAUCCUCUGUCGCAAGAGCACUUGAGGAAAGUGGUUCAACUCCAGAUGAAGAAUGUAGCUUUCCGGCUUUCUGAGAAAGGUGUAGAUUUGUCUGUCUCAAAUGCUGCAUUGGACUACGUUUUAGCAGCGAGUUACGACCCGGUGUACGGUGCUAGGCCCAUUAGGAGAUGGCUGGAGAGGAAAGUGGUCACUGAGCUGUCGAAGAUGAUUGUGCGAGAAGAAAUUGAUGACAACUCUGCAGUGUAUAUUGAUGUAAAUGCGACUAAAACUGAUCUUGUCUACCGAAUAGAUAAGAACGGAGGGUUAGUGGAUGAGAAUGAUAAGACAGAGCAAAAUUCAGAUAUGGUGAUUCUUUUUGCGAAUAAGAAGAGAAAAAAUGAUGAAUGUCUAACACAUCAUGAAGAAGUUAAA